This is a messenger RNA of Bubalus bubalis (water buffalo), 1048 nucleotides long. RefSeq names its product olfactory receptor 4N5-like. Gene Ontology annotation, molecular function: G protein-coupled receptor activity; olfactory receptor activity. The record is from RefSeq and is a predicted model, not a curated record. The transcript has a single exon. Bases 13 to 939 code for a protein of 308 amino acids. NCBI's taxonomy places the organism in Eukaryota, Metazoa, Chordata, Mammalia, Artiodactyla, Bovidae. Gene Ontology annotation, cellular component: membrane. Gene Ontology annotation, biological process: G protein-coupled receptor signaling pathway.
CAGGCAGAGACAAUGGAGAGAGAGAACAGUACUGUGGUAACUGAAUUUAUCCUUGCUGGUCUGACUCAGUCUAAAAAUAUACAGCUCCUGGUCUUCACACUAGUCUUAAUUUUCUACCUCAUCAUCCUCCCUGGAAAUUUCCUCAUCAUCCUCACCAUCAGGUCAGACCCCGGUCUCACAGCCCCCCUCUACUUCUUCCUGGGCAACCUGGCCUUCCUGGAUGCAUCCUACUCCUUCAUUGUGGCUCCCAGGAUGCUGGUGGACUUCCUCUCUGAGAAGAAGGUGAUCUCCUACAGAGGCUGCAUCACUCAGCUCUUCUUCUUGCACUUCCUUGGAGGAGGGGAGAUGCUACUUCUUAUUGUGAUGGCCUUUGACCGCUACAUUGCCAUCUGUCGUCCUUUACACUAUUCUACUGUCAUGAACCCUAGAGCCUGCUAUGCCUUGCUGUUGGCUCAGUGGCUUGGAGGCUUUGUUCAUUCCAUUAUCCAAGUGGCCCUCAUCCUCCGCUUGCCCUUCUGUGGUCCAAACCGACUGGACAACUUCUUCUGUGAUGUGCCACAGGUCAUCAAGCUGGCCUGCACUGACACCUUUGUGGUGGAGCUCCUGAUGGUCUUCAACAGUGGCCUGCUCACCCUGCUGUGCUUUCUGGGCCUUCUGGCCUCCUAUGCAGUCAUCCUCUGCCGUGUAAGUGGGUCUGCUUCUGAAGGGAAGAGCAAGGCGCUGUCCACAUGCACCACUCACGUCAUUAUUAUACUUCUCAUGUUUGGGCCUGCCAUCUUUAUCUACACUCGUCCCUUCACAGCCUUAUCAGCAGACAAAGUGGUUUCCUUUUUCCAUACAGUGAUCUUUCCUUUGAUGAAUCCUGUGAUUUAUACCCUUCGCAACCAGGAAGUAAAAGCUUCCAUGAGGAAGAUAUUGAGUCAACACAUGGUUUGUUGAAUGGACUUUAUAAUAAGAAGUCUUGAAGGGGAAAUUCUGGCUGAAAAUCAUUCACUUAUUUAAAAAAUAUCCACAUGUAUACCUGUGGCGGAUUCAUGUUGAUGUAUGG